AUGUACAGCUACAUCUUUAGGACAGCUCGGGUUAAUAUAUGUCGUCAGAGGCUCAACACGCCAAUCGCUGGGCAGCGGGGGCGUCUCAAAUAUCGAAAAAUCUCCCACAAGGGAUACCAUCCCCAACAAAGACCACGGGCGAUUUCAAAGCGCCGGCACCUCGUUUGCCCGAAUGUGCGGUGCGGCGCGUAUCGGUGUUCCUCUGGUUUAACUAGCCUGUUUGAAAGUGCAGUUCAUUCUGGGAAGUACAACCGAAACCAGUCCUCCCCCAUCCCCAUUCCCUCUCUCCCUGGGGGGUCUUCGCUUUUGGAGUCUACAUCUGCCUGUGAUUCCAAGAAAGACAAACUUCAGACUGGCCAAGCCUCCGGAAGAUCACGCGGACAGCGAUGGGUGCCAGCUAGGCACCAGGUGUGCCCUCCCCGCGCCGCCAUCCACCCGCGGCGCCUCCUUUCACCUCUUCGCGUCGGAGGGCAGCCCCCAGCCUCGGUGCCCCCCAGCUGCGCGAAAACGCUGCUCGGCAGAGAUUCCGAGGUUCUCAGCCCUCCCAGGACCGUGGGCGCGGGAGAGAAAGGUGCGGGGCUCGGGCCGCGGCCCGGGUGUGUUGGGAGUAGGGAACAAGGCCAGGAUCUAGGCCACCGGCUCCCCAAACUACUGGUAUGGCUGCUGGGGUGCCCCUUCCAUCCUGUUAAAUUCUCAUUUUCACCCCCCACCCCACUCUCGGUUCCCCGCCGCUUAGGCCCGGGGAGGUCACCGCUCCCGGGCGAGAUAACCCCUAGCUCGUCUCCGAGGCGGUUUCGCCCGAGGCGGGCAGGAAGGGGUUAACCGCGUUCCCUACCCCCCACACUCCCGUCGCGUCACCAGAGCCGGGCGAAGGCCGCCGCUUCCCUCCUGAGGUCUCAUUAGGGAAACCCUCACCGCUAUUUUCAACAUUUCCUCAAUCAAGUGCCUUUAAAUAGAGCUGCACAAACAAAUUGGCGGCAAAAGCGUAGAUCUUGUCACGAUUGGGACCAAUCCAAUAUUUCAGCCUUGUUUGCUUUGCAAUUACGGGUUGGCUUGUGGCUGCGGUGCCACCAGGGCAAUUCUGCAGUCGUCCGCUUUCUCCUCUGCACCCUCGGAGGGUGAAGGAGGCAACCCGCAGAGCCACUGUA
Choloepus didactylus (southern two-toed sloth) is the source of this 1148-nucleotide messenger RNA. RefSeq lists its product as uncharacterized. The transcript is spliced from 5 exons. The coding region runs from base 1 to 822 and encodes 273 amino acids. Lineage: Eukaryota; Metazoa; Chordata; Mammalia; Pilosa; Megalonychidae. The record is from RefSeq and is a predicted model, not a curated record.